AUGGCAGGUCUCACUUUGCUAUGUGUGGCGGAUUCAGCCAAGCUCGGUCGUAUCAGUAAAGGUGCUCGCGUGGCACGUGACCGGGGCUCGCAACGCGUCGGAGUGCGCUCGCCCCAAGUUCAACUCGAACCGAACGCCUCGCCAGCUGAGGCUGAACCAGGCUCCUUGUGUAUAUUUCACGACCUCACGACCUCACGACCGGCCAUGUCCACGUCCACGACCGCCACGCAGAUCCUCUUCAACUCCCCCGCGCUGCACGCCCUGCGCCGCGACCAGCUGCUCAGCCUCUGCCGCCGCCACGGCCUGCGCGCGCAGGGCCGCAACGACGAGCUCAUACAGCGGCUGAAGCGCCAUGCGCAGGCGCUGUACGCCGAGCCCGCGGGGGACCACGACGCACGGAACGAACACGAUGAAGACGACGAUGAGGACGAAGAUGAAGAUAUGAAUGUGAAUGCGAAGACGAACAUGAACCCGCGGCAGAGCGAGCAGUGGGAGAUGAUGGACACGAUCGAGGAGAUGGAAGAAGGCGCGUCUCGCCAGGGAUCGCUGAACUCGCUCAAGAGCGCGCGGGGAGGCGCCGCUGGCGAGUUUGGCACUGGCAGCUCAAAGUCAUCGAGCGUGAGCUCCUCCAUCCGCGCGCUCGCGAGCUCCUUCGGGCUGAAACGCGCCUCGUCCAAGAAACGCGCGCUCUCCACGUCCAGCUCGCCCAAAUUCCCCGCGCCAGCGAGCCCAAGCGCGUCCCUGCCCGCGCUCGUCCCCGUCCCCGAGCCCACCAAGUCAUCCGCGCCCUCGCCCGUCCAGCCCCUGCAACCCCAACCCCUGCACGCCACCCACCAGCAGUUCUCCUACUCCACCCCGCCGCCCAGCCCGCCCACCGCGCACACCGAAUUAGGGGGUGAGGGCGAGGACGCAGACAAGUCGCUCAGCGCGCCCGUCCCGGGGCACGAGCACCGCCCGGGGCGCCCCGCGCCCUUCGACGCCGCGCGCCUGAGCAUGGGCGCCGGCGCGGACGCGACGACCAUCCGGCUCAUCACCACCGCGUACACGCGCGCCGCGCCGUCCCCGCCCAAGCUCGCGCCGCUCGCGACCGCGUUCGACCUCCUCCCCGCGAGCCCCGGCGUCGCGCGCUGGCCCGCGUCGCCCGAGAAGCCGGGCGGGGGGAUCUAUCCUGCACUGCCGUUUGCGGCCCUGGGCGCGCCGCGGUUUGAUAUGCCUGGGGAGGAAGAUGUGGAGAUGGAUAUGAGUGUGGACAUGCCCGGCGGGUUCGGUGGCACCCCGGCGUGCCACAGUUCCCAGGGUCUGUCAGCCACACCCUCGAUUACGACCACCACCAACACGACUACAACACAUCAACCAAAUUUCACUACGAUGCCUGCCCCCGCGGACGUGCGCUCGCCGCGCCCGUCCGAGCCGUUCAUCUUCGGCUCGCCCUCGCCGAAGCACCGCGUCAGCAACGCGCAGUUCCAGGCGGCCGCCGCGUCGGUGCUCGAGGAGAUGAACCGCCGCCUGGGGCUCGCGGGGGAGCACGCGGUCGGGCUCGAGAUCCUCGAGCACCGGCGCGGGGGCGCAGCAGAUCGCACCGCGCCGGAGGAGCAGGGGAGCCCCGGCAAGUUUAAGAUCAAGGAGAAGUUCGACGAGGUGCAUCAGAGGGAGUUCGAGAAGAUGCCCUCGAUUGCGAGUUAUGCGGCGCGCCACGCGGGAAGGAAGAGGAAGAGCGCGGCGAUGGAGGAGCGCCGGCCUGCCCCUGCGCCUGCGAGCAAGGCGCGGGUGAUCAGCGUGGGGAACCGGAAGAAGGUGCAGGCGGAGGCUGCGAGCAGCGAGGAUGAGGGUGAGAGAAGGUCGUCCAAGAGGCCGAGGAUGGCUGAGGAGGUGAAGGAGGUAGCCGGAAAUACCUCUGCUGCUGCGCAGAAGGAGGAGAAGGAGGCGCAGAAGGACAAGGAGAAGGAGCGCGAGGCCAUUAAGCGGAGGCUUGCGAUCAACAAGGCGAAGAGGAGGAGUAGCCGGGGCAGGCCGAGUAUUGGCGUCGCGAAACCGCCUGUCAAGCCCGCACCGAAAGCGAGCACGUCUCGUUUCGGGUUCUUCUCCUCCGCCAAGUCCAUUGUCAAAAACGUUUGGAACAAGGGAGCUGGUAUCGCCUCAGGCUCGAAGAACGCUACCAGCCUGCCUGCGAAACCCGCGGCGGCGCCCAGUGCCACUACUUCCUCCAAGACCGCGAUUCCUCGGCCUGCUUCGGUCGCAUCCAAGGCGGCGCCCCCUUCAGUGUCAUCGAAUGCAGGCUCCGCGAGUCGUUUCUCGUCCGCCAAGUCAGAUCGUACGUCCAGCACCCUGUCAUCUAACGCGGGCGGCUCCUCCAAGCCCGCUUCCGCCCGUCCGAGACCGCCCAUCCCCACGUUCUCUGUUGCCCCUGUAAAUAGCAAUAGCGCGUCUCGCCCGAGGGCCGGGAGCACGGCGUCCGCCGCUACGAACGCAGGCCCGUAUAAGCGUCCAUCGACGCUUCCUACGGCCCCCGACAAGGGCCACAAGCGGACGAACUCAGGCUCGAGCGUGUCGUCCAUGGGCACGCGGACGAACGCGACAGGCAAGGCGCCCGCGAGCACGGGCGCGAAGCGCUCGUCGACGCUCCUCGCGCCUACCGCGAGUUCGCUCGCGAAGCAGAAUAGCGCGCGCCACUCUGCGGCGUCGUCUCUGUCGAGUAUCCCCGCGCGGAAGCCGUCCGGUCCCCUGGAGCAGAGUGCGAAGGCUAACCAAGGCGCACUGGCUAAUAGGGGCAAGGUCGCCAAACCUAGUCCGACAAAGCUGCUCCUCUCGCCGAAGAAUACGAAGAUCUUCAGCAAGCCUCUCGCGCCCGUGGACGGGUCGCUCCUUCCCACUCCUGUGAGGGAUCCCUCUGGCAAUCUUGCUGGGUCUUCGUCGUCCACUGUCGCCGCUUCGAAUAAGGGCACUGGGUUCAUCCCCCGCAAGCCCCGCCUGUCUCGGUCUCGCGUCAUAACUAAGCUUGGCUCUCAGCGGCCAGUCGUCAAUCCCACACGCAAGCGGUCCAGCAUCGGUGUCGCUGCGUCCAGGCGCUCGCUGGGCGGGGUCAAGGCGGGGAAGGGCAUCAUGUUGAGUGCGAAGAAGAAGGCGAGGCAGAGCGAGUUCGCUAUGAGGAAGAGCAAGGUCUCGAACGUAAACGCUCACGCAGCAGGCGCCGAUGCGGCGCGAAUUCCCGGAUCUAUGGAUGUGGAAGCCUAGGUUCGUAUGUCAAUUGUAUAUUCCAUGGACAGUAUGUUUUCCCCCUUUUGCUGUGUCUUGAUUUGAUCUCUAUGCACGUCGUCCGUCAUAUGAAUUGCUAUCCCAGUCCAGUCGUUUUGCACCGUUGAUUUUAGCUGUGUAAAUACUACACUGUAAAUAUCUGCUGUGUAACAUGACUACAACGUGCAGGGCACGAACCUCUCCAAUAUAUGCGUAUUCCCGGUGAUUCAAU
Messenger RNA from Gloeophyllum trabeum ATCC 11539, 3463 nucleotides. RefSeq lists its product as uncharacterized. NCBI's taxonomy places the organism in Eukaryota, Fungi, Basidiomycota, Agaricomycetes, Gloeophyllales, Gloeophyllaceae. The transcript is spliced from 5 exons. The record is from RefSeq and is a predicted model, not a curated record. Bases 1 to 3231 code for a protein of 1076 amino acids.